GGGUUGAGUCUGAAACCCUAAUUUUGAGAAAUUUUGUGAUGGGUCGAGUGAUUCGCGCUCAGCGUAAGGGUGCCGGUUCCGUCUUCAAGUCCCACACCCACCACCGAAAGGGUGCUGCUAGGUUCCGAAGCCUUGACUUCGGUGAGAGAAAUGGUUAUCUGAAAGGCGUAGUCACCGAUGUCAUCCACGAUCCUGGUCGUGGUGCUCCUCUCGCCAAAGUCACUUUCCGCCACCCUUUCAGGUACAAGAAGCAGAGCGAGCUUUUCGUUGCCGCAGAAGGUAUGUACACCGGCCAGUUCGUUUACUGCGGCAAGAAAGCUACCCUUGUUGUCGGCAAUGUCUUGCCCCUCAGAUCCAUUCCCGAAGGAGCUGUUAUAUGCAAUGUCGAGCACCAUGUUGGUGACCGUGGCGUGUUCGCCAGGUCUUCCGGUGAUUAUGCUAUUGUUGUUAGCCAUAACCCCGAUAACGAUACAUCUAGGAUCAAGCUUCCAUCUGGCGCAAAGAAGAUUGUUCCCAGUGGUUGUCGUGCCAUGAUUGGGCAGGUUGCAGGUGGAGGUAGAACUGAGAAGCCCCUUCUGAAAGCUGGUAAUGCUUACCACAAGUUUAGGGUGAAGAGAAAUUGCUGGCCUAAGGUACGUGGUGUGGCUAUGAACCCAGUUGAGCAUCCUCAUGGAGGAGGUAACCACCAGCACAUUGGACAUGCAAGCACUGUUAGGCGUGACGCUCCUCCUGGGCAGAAGGUUGGUCUUAUUGCGGCCAAGAGGACCGGUCGUCUUAGAGGACAAGCUGCAGCCACUGCUGCUAAAGCUGACAAGACUGCCUAGAGAGAUUGUUAAAUUUUUUAUUUAUUGUGUUUUCCGAUCUUUUAUUAGAUUUUGAUUUCAUGACUACUGGAAGAAAUUCCCUUUCCUUUCAGAUAAGGAGCCAUCCAUUGACAGGUUUUACAUGUUUUCUUAGGAGUAAUUGUCUGGGUGUUAGAAAUUUUUCUAGUUUGAUGAUUUUUUUUUUGGUCUCUGUUCUUGUUCUUUUUUAAGCUUGGUCGAGUAAUGCCCCUUCAGUUUGACUUUUACGUAGGGGUUGAAACUCAAUCCCUUCAGUCUAAGGCAGUGUUUGAGAGUUUUUUUCGGAUGGGAUGAAAUGGGUUGAGGUGCAUAAAAGUUUUGUAUCCCAAUUUGGGGUCAAGAAUGGGAUGGGUUGGUAUAAAUAAUAUUGUUACAAAAUUAUCUUAUCA
Messenger RNA from Prosopis cineraria, 1231 nucleotides. Its product is annotated as 60S ribosomal protein L8-3. Bases 39 to 824 code for a protein of 261 amino acids. Gene Ontology annotation, molecular function: RNA binding; structural constituent of ribosome. NCBI's taxonomy places the organism in Eukaryota, Viridiplantae, Streptophyta, Magnoliopsida, Fabales, Fabaceae. Gene Ontology annotation, cellular component: ribosome; cytosolic large ribosomal subunit. The record is from RefSeq and is a predicted model, not a curated record. Gene Ontology annotation, biological process: cytoplasmic translation. The transcript is spliced from 2 exons.